AUAUUUUUUAAUAUAAGGUAAAAUAUUUUCACAUUUCUUGCAGCAUAAUCAUUUCAAGGCACUGAUGACGUCAGAAAAGAUGAUCAUUUUUGACAUGCUCUACGAUUUAAAUGUCUUUAAAGAACAAUGUCCAUAUUUGAGAUUUUAAAUUUCAAUUUUUGAUCUUUUGCGCCAGGUUCUUCAAACGACCCAUACCCUUUAAGGUAAAUCUUCCGUGAUCAUCAACUCUUCUAAUAUAAGGUCGAAUAAAGAUGAUGAUUCGAAACAUACGAUUUAAUGCUGCUCUCAAACGAUAAUGCGGACUUUUAAAUUUGUGACUUUGAAAAAUUAUAUUUUCAAACAAGUCGUAAUGCAAAUUUUGCAUCAUCGACUUUAUCGCAUUCUAUUGCUUCGUCUUUUCUUAUAUUAUGUUUGUCUACACUGCCCUUCAUACAAUUUUUGGGCGAAUUUGAUUAAGGUCGAUUUUAUUACUCUUUGUUUAGAGUUUUUGAUUUUUAUGUUUUUAUGUAAAAAAAGAAAAAUGUAAUUUGUGUAAUUUGAAUUAAGAAAGAAAUUUUAAUAGUUUUUUGAGACGAAAAUGAAUUUAGAAUUUAUUUUAUUGUGUAUUUGAUUUUUUUGUAAAAAAAAAA
This is a messenger RNA of Rhizophagus irregularis DAOM 181602=DAOM 197198, 629 nucleotides long. NCBI's taxonomy places the organism in Eukaryota, Fungi, Glomeromycota, Glomeromycetes, Glomerales, Glomeraceae. The record is from RefSeq and is a predicted model, not a curated record.